Messenger RNA from Humulus lupulus (European hop), 1657 nucleotides. RefSeq names its product transcription factor BIM2. The transcript is spliced from 7 exons. Bases 404 to 1402 code for a protein of 332 amino acids. Gene Ontology annotation, molecular function: protein dimerization activity; DNA-binding transcription factor activity. The record is from RefSeq and is a predicted model, not a curated record. Lineage: Eukaryota; Viridiplantae; Streptophyta; Magnoliopsida; Rosales; Cannabaceae. Gene Ontology annotation, biological process: DNA-templated transcription.
AGAAAGAAAGAAAGAUCACGGUUCACUUCACGGACGAAACGGGUUGUUGUUGAUGAUUGACAUCCUCACGGGAAGCACAUGAGGUAACACGUAUGCUAUCACUGGCAACCGAGUCAUUGUGAUUCACAACUCACAACCCCAUUCACAGAGCCGGAAAAGCUGCCACCACCAGUGGUGCUCCGCCUGCCGGAGACUCGACUCUCAACCUGUCACCGCAUCAGUUCCCACCUCCUCCACUUUUCUGAUUCUCCAAAACCCAAAUAACGGUUCAUCCCUCCUCACCCCUCAAAUCUCCAAAUUCAAAAUUUUGGCGUCAAAGGUUUUAGUUUUUCUCAUCUGGGUACUCUCAGAUUUAACUCGGGAAGCUUUGAAACCUAAAGAUUUAGGCCCUUCGCAGAGAAAGAUGAGAACACCAGCCAAGGGUCACCAUGAAGAGGAAGAGUUUGAGGACGAUGAGUAUGGCUCCAAGAAAGAAGGCCCUUCUUCAAAUAAUAACUCCAAUAGCAAAGAUGCUAAGAAUAAUGACAAGGCUAGUGCUAUACGAUCAAAACAUUCAGUGACAGAGCAGCGAAGGAGGAGCAAGAUAAAUGAGAGAUUCCAGAUAUUGAGAGAUCUUGUACCUCAUAGUGACCAAAAAAGAGAUACGGCUUCAUUCCUACUAGAGGUGAUCGAGUAUGUUCAAUAUUUACAGGAAAAGGUACACAAGUUUGAGGGUUCAUACCAAGGGUGGAGUUCAGAGCCCACAAAGUUGAUACCUUGGAGAAACAGUCAUUGGCGUGUUCAGAAUUUUGUGGGUCAUCCUCCUCAAACCAUAAAAAAUGGACCUGGAGCAGCAUUUUCGGGAAAAUUUGAUGAGAGUAACAUGUCAAUCUCCCCAACAAUGCUUACAAGCCCACAAAAUUUGGUAGACUCAGAUCCUAGCAGGGAUGUUGCUUGCAAGACCUUGGAUCGUCAACCAGAGGCAGCAAACAAGGGAGUUCCUUUACCAAUACCUACAUUAGCCAGUAUGUCUGCUCGCACAAGUGAUGGUAUGCUUACACAGCCUCUUCAGAUACCUGUUUCAGAAUCACAAUCAACUCAGUGCCCUACAACAAGUGAUGGGCCGAACCAACAGGAGGAAUUUAUGGUUGAAGGGGGAACAAUUAGCGUCACUAGUGCUUACUCUCAAGGGUUAUUAAACACUCUGGCCCAAGCGUUGCAGAACGCAGGUUUGGACCUGUCACAGGCCAGCAUCUCAGUGCAGAUUGAUCUUGGUAAGCGUGCCAACAGAGUACUGUCCGCUGGGACAUCCAGUUCUAAGGAUUAUGAAAAUGCUCCCUCUAGCAAUCAAACUAUUGCACAUCAUAGAGAUGCAGGUGUUGGGGAAGAUUCAGAUCAAGCUCAAAAGCGGCUCAAAACAUAGAAGAGUAUUUUUUGGCAUCUCCUUGGCUUUUUUCCGCUUAUAAUUUACUGGCUACUUUGUUUAUGUGUUUUGAACCUCCUUGUGUCAUCUUCAGUGGGCGGGUGCUGUAGUCUGGUAUCUGGUUUGUAGAAUACGUAAAUUAUUCUGAAUGUAUCAAAAUGAGCCUGUUAAGAGGUUCAUUUUCUGGUAAAUAAGUUGGUUCUUCUCUGGUACAUUGGGUUGAAUGUUCAAUGCUAUGAGUCAAAGUUAUUUGUA